Messenger RNA from Erigeron canadensis, 1614 nucleotides. Its product is annotated as GPCR-type G protein 1-like. Gene Ontology annotation, cellular component: membrane. Gene Ontology annotation, molecular function: abscisic acid binding. Lineage: Eukaryota; Viridiplantae; Streptophyta; Magnoliopsida; Asterales; Asteraceae. The record is from RefSeq and is a predicted model, not a curated record. Gene Ontology annotation, biological process: response to abscisic acid.
AUGGGUUGGGGAUGGAUAUACGAAGGAACAGUGGCAGGAGGUUCGCUGAUAGUGUUAGGAUGGGGAGGUCUGUGGUUUUUAAAUCAAAGACUUUACAAAGAAUACGAAGAGAAACGUCUUCUGGUUCAGAUCAUAUUCAGCGUUGUUUUUGCCUUGUCUUGUAACCUCUUUCAGCUCGUGCUUUUCGAAAUCAUUCCCAUUCUUUCCAAAGAGGCGAGAUGGAUAAACUGGAAGGUGGAUCUAUUUUGCCUUAUAACAUUAUUGGUCUUCAUGUUGCCUUAUUAUCACUGCUACUUGAUGCUUUGCAAUAGUGGUGUGAGCAAGCGACGUGCUGCAAUUGGAGCAGUCCUGUUCUUAUCUGCAUUUCUAUAUGCUUUUUGGCGAUUGGGGAUCCAUUUUCCCAUGCCUUCACCUGAUAAAGGAUUUUUCACUAUUCCACAGCUCGUCAGUAGAAUUGGUGUAAUUGGUGUAACUGUUAUGGCUGUCUUAUCUGGAUUUGGAGCAGUGAACUUACCAUACAGUUAUUUAUCUCUCUUCAUUCGAGAAAUCGAAGAAACAGAAAUCAAGGCUUUGGAAAGACAAUUAAUGCAGUCAAUGGAGACCUGUAUUGCUAAGAAAAAGAAAAUCAUUCUUAGUCAAAUGGAGAUGGAACGAGUUCAAGGGCAAGAAGAGAGUUAUAAGACCGGAUCCUUUUUCAAGCGGAUUGUUGGAACAGUUGUGCGUUCUGUGCAGGAUGACCAAAAGGAACAAGAUAUUAAAGGCAUGGAAUCGGAAGUUCAAGCUUUAGAAGAGCUCUCAAAACAGCUAUUCUUGGAAAUUUAUGAGCUUCGGCAAGCUAAGGAAGCUGCUGCAUAUUCUCGAACCUGGAAAGGUCACUUGCAGAACCUACUUGGCUAUGCAUGUUCAGUAUAUUGUGUCUAUAAAAUGAUAAAGUCCUUGCAAAGUGUUGUCUUCAAGGAGUCUGGCUCAGUUGACCCUGUGACCAGGACAAUCAGCAUAUCCUUGCAGUUUUUUGACAUAGGCAUUGAUGCAGCAUUAUUGUCUCAGUAUAUAUCCCUCUUGUUCAUUGGAAUGCUGGUUGUGAUAUCUGUUCGUGGAUUCUUGAAUAAUCUGAUGAAGUUCUUCUUUGCGGUUUCUCGAGUUGGUAGUGGAUCCUCUAGCAACGUUGUGCUUUUCUUAUCUGAAAUCAUGGGGAUGUAUUUUGUAUCUUCAAUUCUUCUGAUUAGAAAAAGCUUGGCAAAUGAGUACAGAGUAAUCAUUACAGACGUAUUGGGUGGAGACAUUCAGUUUGAUUUUUACCAUCGGUGGUUUGAUGCUAUUUUUGUGGCUAGUGCUUUCCUGUCUCUGCUUUUGCUGUCUGCACAUUACACAUCUCGACAAACUGAGAAACACCCAAUUGAUUGAUCAAGUUUCGUAGUGCAUACAGUGUGUUGUAGUUUAUAAUACGGUAGUCUCAUCUUUCCCUUUCACAACGUAAUAGGAAAUAUACAAACAAUAGAUACACUUAUGGUGUUAGCCUCAGUUUUGUACCAUGAUUAAUUGGAGGAUUGACCUUUCCAUGUAAUUUAGGUUAACGUAUAUGAUUGAAUGAGUAGCUACUUUCUUAUGUUGUUA